GGCCGAGUCCGGUUUAUACGGAGAGGGAUUACAUCAUGGCUACCAUAAUUUCCGUUGGACGUCACUGAACGAUCACCAGCUUUAUUCUACCCCGGAUUAUCUUUUGAUGUCACUAAUCGUACAUAUCGGACAAUUGCUCCGUAUACUCGGUUCCGUGGCGGGUUACAUCACAGUUCCCAAAGCAUGAUAGAAUCCACCAUUGAACCCAACUUUACUUGAAAGCGAUCCUCCCACCACUCAUCGCCAGUUGAAUUAACCACUAUCAUCAAUCAAACGCAGAACAAAAAUGUCCUCCUACAUCCCCUUCGAAUCCCUCCAGAACAUCCCCCUCUCCUACGCCUCCUGCUCAAUCGGCACAAAAGAAUCCGACACCCUCCCCCGAAAACUAGAAGCCAUCGCCGCCGCCGGAUUUACCGCAAUCGAGCUCUCCUUUCCGGAUAUCCUAACCUAUGGGUCUCAAAUCACAGGCAGGGAAUUGGGGAGCCGUGAAUAUGGGCAGCUAGUCAACGUGACAAAGGAGAUUAAGAAGUUGGUCGACUCGAAUGGGCUGAGGGUGAUGAUGUUGCAGCCGUUUGGGAAUUUUGAGGGGUGGCCGGGUGGUUCGAGGGAGAGGGAGGAUGCGCUGAGAAGGGCGGAUGGGUGGAUGGAUAUUAUGGAGGCUGCGGGGACAGAUCUCCUACAGGUGCCUUUUCCUCUCUCAUCCGCAAUCUAUACACAUACUGAUUUAAAAAAAAAAAAAAUAAUAAUAAAAAAUAGGUUGGCUCCACCGACUCAUCCUCGGAAAGAAUAACCACAGACC
Aspergillus glaucus CBS 516.65 is the source of this 799-nucleotide messenger RNA. RefSeq lists its product as uncharacterized. The transcript has a single exon. The annotation marks the transcript as partial. Lineage: Eukaryota; Fungi; Ascomycota; Eurotiomycetes; Eurotiales; Aspergillaceae. The record is from RefSeq and is a predicted model, not a curated record.